This is a messenger RNA of Choloepus didactylus (southern two-toed sloth), 957 nucleotides long. It is a transcript of the gene COMMD4, whose product is annotated as COMM domain containing 4. The coding region runs from base 86 to 685 and encodes 199 amino acids. The transcript has 8 exons. NCBI's taxonomy places the organism in Eukaryota, Metazoa, Chordata, Mammalia, Pilosa, Megalonychidae. The record is from RefSeq and is a predicted model, not a curated record.
GGCGACUCGCGAGGCACGUGAUCGCUGGAUCAGCUGACCAGGCGCGACCGGAAGAAGCAACUCCGGGCCCCGGCCGCUUGCCGCCAUGAGGUUCCGGUUCUGUGGUGAUCUGGACUGUCCCGACUGGGUCCUCGCAGAGAUCAGCACACUGGCCAAGAUUUCCUCUGUGAAGCUGCGGCUACUGUGCAGCCAGGUGCUGAAGGAGCUUCUGGGACAGGGGAUUGAUUAUGACAAGAUCCUGAAGCUCACAGCUGAUGCCAAGUUUGAGUCAGGUGAUGUGAAAGCCACGGUGGCGGUGCUGAGUUUCAUCCUCUCCAGUGCUGCCAAGCAUAGUGUGGAUGGCGAGUCCUUGUCCAGUGAACUGCAGCAGCUGGGGCUGCCCAAAGAGCAUGCCUCCAGUCUGUGCCGCUGUUACGAGGAGAAGCAAAGCCCUCUGCAGGAGCACCUGCGGGCCUGUAGCCUGCGCGUGAACAGGCUGACGGGCGUGGGCUGGCGGGUUGACUACACGCUGAGCUCCAGCCUGCUGCAGACCGUGGAGGAGCCCAUGGUGCACCUGAAGCUGGACGUGGCUGCUGCUCCAGGGGGCAAGGCACAGCCCAUCACCAUGUCCCUCUCAGCAGACAAGUUCCAGGUCCUGCUGGCAGAACUGAGGCAGGCCCAGACCCUGAUGAGCAACCUGGGCUGAGGAGAUGGGUGUUUGGGGUCCAUGUGAAGCCUCCCUCUCCGUGUCAGGUGGCUUCCCUCCAAACUUCUCUUUGUGGGUCGCUCCAGUCCCAGCAUGCUGGCUGUCUGGCCUGGGCCCACGCCCGGGCCUCCUGGGUCCCCGUUUCUGAGGUCCUCAUGUGAGAGUUCAUCAUAGGGAUCCUGAGGUCCAUUUUCCCUCAUGUUCUCUCCUCCCCUUCAGUCAUUUGAUGCUGUUUUCACAAGUGAGGAAGAAUAAACAGAAGUGUAAAGGUG